Molecule: messenger RNA, 792 nt
Organism: Leopardus geoffroyi (Geoffroy's cat)
Lineage: Eukaryota; Metazoa; Chordata; Mammalia; Carnivora; Felidae
Product: basic proline-rich protein-like
Exons: 2
Coding region: 1-792 (263 amino acids)
Source: RefSeq, a predicted model, not a curated record
AUGGGCCAGCGACUCCCACCCCACAAAUCAACCCCUUCACGUCUUGCUACCGCGGGGUCCAGAGAGGUUUUGUGGGGGAAGGAGGAGGAGGGCGGAGAGCCGGUGCAGCAGGAAAACACCUUAAACAACAGACGAGAAAACAGACCCGGGUCACGGCAACAACAAAAGAAAAGUCGUAAGAAGCAGCCCGCGGGAGGAGGGUGGCUGCCACCGCUUCCCCGACGCCGCGGCGCGCGAGCCCCCGGGGCCUCCCGGCAACUGCACCAGCCCGGGAGGGGCCCCUCCCCCGCCGGCCCCCUCCCCCCCCCGCCCCCCCGCGGGCGCCACUGCAGCUGCACCGGUCCCCGGAGCCGCGGCCGUCCCGGGCGCCGCUGCAGCUGCGGCGGCUCCCAAGCCCCCCUCCCCCAGCCCGCCGCCCUCCGCACCCGGGAGGCGCCGCCGCAGCUGCACCGGCCGGGAGCCCGCCCCGCGCCGCAGCUGCACCGGCCGGGGGUGGGAGGGGGGCGCGGAGCGGGCGAGCCCGCACCCCGCCCGACCCCGCAGCUGCGGCGGCCCCGUCCCCGCGCCCGGCCUCCCGCAGCUGCGCCGCCCCCCGCCGCCCCAGCCGCUCCAAGCACACAAACUAACUCCACUCGCGGGGGCGCCCCCGGCCCGGCCCGCCCUCCGCCCGCCCCGGCCCCGCCGGCCGGGGCCGCACAGCUGGCGCCCCUCGCCCGCCAGGGGGCCGCGCGCGGAGGGGGCGCCGGGUCAGGGGCCGGGGCGGGCGCCGGGACUCACACGGAGCGGCCCUAA